AUGGAUGCAGUGAAAAUUACUUUAUUGACUAUAACUUCCUUAGCUAUAAUUACAAACGUCAUUUCUAUUUAUAUACUUUAUAAAAAACGUGCAAAAAACAAUUACGUUAUUUUGUGUAUCAAUCUAUCUUUAAGUGAUUUAUUGCAAAGUGUUGCUGGAUAUAUACCAUCAUUUAUUCUGAAAUCGAAUUUAAAAACAGCUACAGUGUUGUGUAAGUCAUCUGCUUUUUUUAUAGCAUUUCCUUCAUAUACAACAAUUGCAACGCUUACUGCAAUUGCCUUUUCAAGAUUUUUGUUACUAAGUACACAUUGCAAUACUAACCAAGUUGAUUACAAAAAACUCUUCGUAAAAAUUGCAACAUUUUCGUGGAUUUAUGGAUUUACUUGGGCUGUUUUGCCUUUUCUAGGAUUUUCUUCUUACACACUAGAAGAUACACAUACUCGAUGUGCAAUUAAUUUUUCACCUAAAACUAAAGUUGAUAAAGCCUAUUUGAUCUUAUUGAUGGCUUUCGGCUUUUUUAUUCCUGUUAUAAUAAUUUUAACUUCGUGUUUGUUUACAGCUGAUCUAAUAAGCACAAAGUACGAAUACUUUUUUGUAACUUACGGAAAAGAAAAUGUGGAAACAAAAAGAUACAAAGAAAAGGAAAAAAAAGCGUUUUCCUCAUUUUUACUAAUGGUACUAUCGUUUAUAAUCUGUUGGACACCUUAUGCAACAAUAGGAUGCUUAUCAGCCUUUACGUCAACAGAAAUACCAAAAAUGCUUAUUGAAUUAGCAGCUCUGUUUGCAAAGUUAGCUGCUUUAGUGAACCCUUUUAUUUAUUUCUGGAAGGAUUCUUUAUUAAAAAAAGUUUUUAAAAACAAAAUGUCGCAAGUAAAAGGUUUACCUAAAAUGAUUAGUAAAGAAACUAAAUAACAAUGUUCACGGCUACUACUAAUAUACUGCUUUACAACCAGGUAUAUUGAAAAAUAGUUUUGUUUUUGCCACGAGAAAUUUUAUUGUCUAAUAUUUCUAAAAAGUGAAAAUGUAUUAAAGAGGUUCUGGAUGUAUAAUCAGUUAUUUAAAAGUUA
Hydra vulgaris (swiftwater hydra) is the source of this 1067-nucleotide messenger RNA. Its product is annotated as melanopsin-B. The record is from RefSeq and is a predicted model, not a curated record. Gene Ontology annotation, molecular function: G protein-coupled photoreceptor activity. NCBI's taxonomy places the organism in Eukaryota, Metazoa, Cnidaria, Hydrozoa, Anthoathecata, Hydridae. Gene Ontology annotation, cellular component: photoreceptor outer segment; plasma membrane. Gene Ontology annotation, biological process: G protein-coupled receptor signaling pathway; cellular response to light stimulus; phototransduction.